This is a messenger RNA of Medioppia subpectinata, 501 nucleotides long. The record is from the annotation of a GenBank genome assembly. NCBI's taxonomy places the organism in Eukaryota, Metazoa, Arthropoda, Arachnida, Sarcoptiformes, Oppiidae.
GUGCCCAGCGAACAGAUCAGCCUAAGAGAUGUUGUGGUCGUUACUCUCAACUAUCGUUUAGGAGUUUUUGGAUUUUUGUGCACCGAUAGCGAUGAGGCGCCCGGGAAUAUAGGGCUCUGGGAUCAGGCAAUGGCGCUCAAUUGGACCCAACAUAAUAUUAGACAAUUUGGUGGCAAUCCGGACGACGUGACUAUUUUCGGACAAAGCGCUGGAGGAGUCUCUGUCACCAGUCAUAUAGUGUCUAAUGUGAGCCGAAAUUACUUCAAUAGAGCAAUUAUACAGUCGGGUUCAAGUUUAACCAAUGUUUGGCUCCGAAGCAGAGAUUACGCGACACGAGUGGCCAAAAGAUAUGCCACAUUUAUUGGCUGCGACCGAGAAAUCAAUUAUAUUGAAUGUCUCCGAAACAAGACUUCAGAUGAAUUACUGACCGCACAGUCGAUGGCUUUCCUAUGGAAUCAGAACACACCCGACGCCCACCCCUGGUAUUCGGCCCUUAUAUUA